CCACGCACCUUUUACUAACGAAUACUUCCUGAAAGAAGAAGACGGUUGUUGGCGGGAAAACCAAACAUGGCUUCUGUUAUCUAAUAAGUGAAUUAAGUCGGGCUGCUUGUGUUUAUUCUACGGACUAUUCAAAAACUACCCAAGAUGGUUCAAGAAUUUCAUGCACUUCGAUGUUUUUCUUGUCAAACCUUUCAAGUACAGCAGGUGAAAAAGAGUAAUAAAUGGGUAUGUACAGUAUGUGGAGAGAAGCAAUCAGUUAUAAAGGAGUAUGGUCGGGGCAGAGCCGUUGACUGUAGAAAACAUGUCCAGAAGCUGAAUUCUCUGCGUGGAGAGCUGCUGGAGGUGAACGGUGAAAGCGUCUUGUCAAAGUGGGAGCAAGAGGAAGAGGAUGAUAUUGAAGGUGUCCAUGAAGAUCUUGAUAAAGAUAAUGAGUCACAGCAGGGGUUGACUGCUGUUAGCCGCUGGACUAAAUACACUGCUCAAACAGCCGAGGGCCCAAUGGGAGAUGAAGAUGAAGAAGAGGAGAAUGUUUACACAGAAAGAGACCGAUUCAGGAGCCAAGGAAGUAGAAAAAGGAUGAAAAUCUCCACACCAAAGUCUGUUGGUGGCUCUUAUGGUAACAAUGAGGAAGAGGAUGUAGGGUGGACUGGUUGGCGGGAGGUCAAGGGACGAUCGCAUCAGCCACUACAGCCUAAUGGAAAGUUCAAAUCGUGGGAUAAAGGAUAUGCGUCCAAAUAUUCCUGCUCUGGAAGGCCAGAUGAUGUGGCCUCCUGUGCUAGCACACACCUUGCAUCAUCGUCCCCUCAGGAUCUUUGCAGUUACCCAACAGCCUCCACCAGUUCCACAUACACAGUUGCAAACUUGAAUAAAAAGCAGUAUAACACUUCUUAUGAACCUGCAACUGUUGAGGUAAGCAAACAUCUUCCAUUGCUUGGCAAGGAUCCUUCUGCACCAGCUUUUCAGAAGUUUGGUGAAUCCAAGCUUGAGAAGAAAGACUCUAAAUGGAAUAAAUUCCUCACCGUCAUCCCCACUCAGCCGGAAGAUGAAGGCGAUGGUUAUCAAGUCCAUAAUUUGUCUCCUUGCGGUGAUAACACUUUGAUGCCUGAUUCCACAAAAGGACUUGCAGACAUUGGUUCUAAAGAGAGCAGGUGUCGUCUGGAUAUGAAUACAAAUGCUGGUGUUUUGGGGCAGCAGAUGUCUGUUGGUAACAUCAGUGUGGAUCGAAGUUCUUCCAAUCAAACCAACAGUCAUACCUUUACCUCAAAGCCAGCUGGUUUUGAAAAGCCUGUCUGUAACCACACUCUACCGACCAAGAGGCCAUGUCCAAGCCCUUUUUUUAACUCCCUAUUCUUCACAGAUGAAGACUUUGAUGACACAUUUUAGCAUGUUUCAAUUGAAUCCUUCUAUUAGAACAAUCACGACUCAAGGAUGUUUAACAUAGUAAGUGAAAUGUUAUAUUCUCAGUCCAGUUCAAAAUAAGCCAAACACAAUGAAUAUUUUACAGAA
Messenger RNA from Xyrauchen texanus (razorback sucker), 1506 nucleotides. RefSeq names its product MRN complex interacting protein (gene mrnip). Gene Ontology annotation, molecular function: chromatin binding. Lineage: Eukaryota; Metazoa; Chordata; Actinopteri; Cypriniformes; Catostomidae. Gene Ontology annotation, cellular component: nucleus. Bases 145 to 1383 code for a protein of 412 amino acids. Gene Ontology annotation, biological process: mitotic G2 DNA damage checkpoint signaling. The record is from RefSeq and is a predicted model, not a curated record. The transcript has 7 exons.